Photinus pyralis (common eastern firefly) is the source of this 1082-nucleotide messenger RNA. RefSeq names its product probable E3 ubiquitin-protein ligase sinah. The transcript has a single exon. Bases 67 to 1044 code for a protein of 325 amino acids. The record is from RefSeq and is a predicted model, not a curated record. NCBI's taxonomy places the organism in Eukaryota, Metazoa, Arthropoda, Insecta, Coleoptera, Lampyridae. Gene Ontology annotation, molecular function: ubiquitin conjugating enzyme binding; zinc ion binding; ubiquitin protein ligase activity. Gene Ontology annotation, cellular component: cytoplasm. Gene Ontology annotation, biological process: proteasome-mediated ubiquitin-dependent protein catabolic process; multicellular organism development.
GAUUCAAAAUUUUGGUGAAACGUCACCUUUAUACAAAACUUUGAAUAAAAAGUAAUUAUUUAUUAAAUGUAUGAGACCGCUAUAAAAUUAAGUGAUAGCGCAUUAGAAGACCUACGUUGUUAUGUCUGCAGCGGGUAUUUAUCGAGCAGUCCAAUAAGAGUCCUACCUAACGGCAGCUGCAUUUGUGGAAGGUGUUUGCCUGUGGAUAGAAGUACAGUAACUUGCAGAGUAUUUGCUCUAGAAGCAAUUUUGAACAACGUCUUAUUUCCAUGUCCAAAUAGAGUGAGUGGAUGUAAAGCGAUAACACACUUUAAUAGAACGAUAGAGCACGAAUCGAAAUGUAUUUAUUACACUUCAUCUUGUCCCAUCACUGGUAGCAAUAACUGUGCAUGGGAAGGAUCUGGAGCGGAGAUAAGCGAACAUUUUCUCAAACAUCACAAUUACCUCUUGCAAGGUAGUGCGCAAUUCACAAUUACUUCUAAUGAAGAUUCCCACGGGAUCUUCCUGACUCACCCCGAUAAUCUUUACAUUGUCAAAUACGACUAUGAUGCCAAGCAGAAGAUGUUGUGGUACGAUGUUCGGUACUGCAAGCAGGAGUCUUUCCACGACCUGAACUAUACAAUUCAGAUAUUAAACAGUAACCACCACGACUGCACAAUGUACUUGAAAGGCGCAAAAUGCCAUUUGUACAAUUCGACUUUCUUCGCAAAGGAGAGCAGGAUCCAAUUGAAUAUCAACCAAUUUUACCAAUACCUGGAUGAACCUAGAAGCAUUACAGUCGUGAUACAUUUCAAAUAUACUAAUCCCGGCGGUUAUAGCGCCCAAAACUCGCACUUGGUUAGCAGUUUGAUCGAAACAUUAACCGAAUCCCUAGACAUGUUUUUUGCAAAGGCGUUCUGGUUCUAUCGAGAAUACAUUUUGCGCCAUUCCAAGGAAAUCAUCGACGUCAUUAAGACAGUAUUCUAUUUGGCAGUUACACAAGUUUGUGUUUCGGCAAUUACAGGAUCGACUAAGGCUAAUCAUAAGCGACCGAGAAAUUUUUAAUUAUAUAUGUGUUUCGCAUUUUUAAUAAAGGAAAACUC